AUGAAGGAAUAUCAUAAAGACCUGAAGAAAUCUAUCUACGUGAAACAAAGUCCGGAGACUGAGUUGGUCUUGCCCGGCGACUCAGUGGCUCUCCAGUGUUCACUCCUCUCCAAAAACAAAGAAAACGCGGAUCAGUGUCAAGGCGAACACAAUGUUUCCUGGUUCAGAUCUGGAUCAGGAGAAUCCCAACCAAGCAUCCUUUACACUCACAGUGAGGAACAAAAGGAACGCAGUUGUGUCUUUAGUCUGUCCAAAACUAUACACAACUCCACUGAUACCGGGACGUAUUACUGUGCUGUGGCUACAUGUGGACAGAUCCUGUUUGGAGAAGGAACUACAGUGGAGACAAGAACCGGCUUACGGUCUUUUGGUGAUUUACAGACUGGCGAUGUAUUUCUGCUUCUGCCGUCUGUGGUCUCGGCCAUUAGUGUGAUUGUUAUAGCCAUCCUUAUUCACGCCAUCAAGAGAAACAAGUGUGAUUAUUGCCAUAAUAAAGCUGCUGUGUCCCUGCAAGAAAAUGUUGCAAAAAGGAAUGUAAAGAGAAAUGAAGACCCGUGGAUUUAUUCUACUGUCGUCUUCACCGUGAUGGAAACUGGCCCCGGGGUCUACACGGCUGCCAAGGCUUUUUGAUCUGAGUCAAAUGUGGAGUCAGCGAUUCUCAAGAAAGAUUGUUGAUAUUUGAUCUUAAAACAAAUACCCCCUUCGUAUUUACCCUGCCUCUUGCUCCCACUGCCUUUCUCUUUACACAUCCAUGGCCCUCCUUUCCCCUGUCCUCUGCAGAGACAUAAACGCCCUGAUGCUGAUUGGCUGGAUCAAACCAGCUCUUCUUUUAGCAUAGACACAUAUUGCAGUCAGCUAGCGGAGUGUAAGUAGAUAUUUGCUAGUAGUAUAUUGGAUUUAAAUCUUAGACGGCACCUUUUAACUGAACUGUAUUAGAUGUCUUUGUACCAAAUGUGAUAUAAUGUUAAUGUGUUUAAGUUUAAAGCUGUUAUAACAUGUUGGGAUUAGCUUGCAUUAUUCAUACAAUGUUAGUUUGAUGUUUUUUUUUCUUAUUAUGCUUAAGUGAUAUUGAAUGAGUUUAAAUAAAAAAUACAUUUAGUUCCA
Trematomus bernacchii (emerald rockcod) is the source of this 1104-nucleotide messenger RNA. RefSeq lists its product as uncharacterized. Lineage: Eukaryota; Metazoa; Chordata; Actinopteri; Perciformes; Nototheniidae. Gene Ontology annotation, biological process: response to bacterium. The coding region runs from base 1 to 630 and encodes 209 amino acids. The record is from RefSeq and is a predicted model, not a curated record. The transcript is spliced from 5 exons.